Molecule: messenger RNA, 1611 nt
Organism: Porites lobata
Lineage: Eukaryota; Metazoa; Cnidaria; Anthozoa; Scleractinia; Poritidae
Source: the annotation of a GenBank genome assembly
GUGGAAGAAAAUUCUUUCCAAGCGCACUGUGUACUUAGUUUUCUGUCGCGUUUCGUUGAAACGUCGGCCAAUAUGGCGGAUAGCCGUCCUGCUAGGGGCCGUCCAAGAAGACCAGAAGGCAUCAAACGCCUAAAACUCAGAGAAUCUACAUAUAAUCUGUGGAUUGAACGGAAGGAGGCCCUUGGGCUACACGGAAUUACAAAUAAUGAUUUCGCGGAGAUGCUUCUUCACCAGCAACUUAUACGAGAGCGUGAUCGAUCUCCUCACGCUCAUCCAGAUGAUACUUCACCUCAAGUGCAUCAAGGUAAAAUAUUGAAUAAUUUUUCAAAAAAAACUCUCUUUUUUUAUUAUGCCAUUAUAGCAGUUUUAGUAUUUCGCUAUUUUUUUUUUUAUACAUUGCGCAUUCUUUCGUAUUUUUUGGUAGGAAGAAGGCAGCUAUUCCUCCAGUCGACCCCGAUGGGUAAAGAAAUCAGGACUGAGAAUAUCACAGUUUCCCCUUUAUCCUUAGCUGGUGCUGCAGAAAACUCAAGUUUGAGCAAGUGAGUACGUUUAAUUUAGCGUAGAGUCUACAAUCGGUAUGUUGUGUUAAAAGGAUAGGCUUGGAAACCUUGUACUAAUAUCAUACAACAAUAAUGAGUUUCUUCAUUGCUUCGUUCAUGUUUUCUUGUAUUUAGGAUUGAAGUUGAUGAGCUAGAGAAAGACCAACUGACUGGGCACAGGACUCUUUUGGAUGAGCUUUCUGAUUGGAAUCCCCUGUUUUCCUCUCUAGAGGGCAAUCCUCAUUCAGAGGCAGACACUAUGAGUGAAGUGGAGUAAGUGUGUCUAUUUCUCUUUGCAUUUCUCGAGACAAUUUUUUUUGCUGAGAUAAAUACUCCUACUCUUAUAUCAGUUCAUAGUUAAGCUGCUUAGCAUCUGCUUUCGCCCUUGCUACCAUUAUAAUUUUUUAAGAUAGACCAUACCAAUGUCUGUAUCCUGAAAAGGGGGUGGGCAAUCAGAUAUAAUAAUGUUAGGGAUGGGCAAAACUAUUUUAAAUCUGAAUAUAUUUGUGAUCCUAAGACCCUCUUUGGGUUUUGGAAUUUUGCAGUGUAGUGGCCUUCUUUUACCGGACAGAAUGGAAAUUAUGCAGAAAAAACAACGUUACUUGGAUCAGCAUUUUCACAUCCUGUUACUAUUACAAAUUUUUAUCACAGAAAGUUCUGUUGUACUGUUCAGUGCAUUAGCAAUAUUUUAUUUUAUUAGCUUCACCUAUUACAUGACACACAGCGAGCAAAACAAAGCUGAAUAAGUAAGCAUUCAUUAUUAGGCAAAGAUUCCACAACACAAAUAAGCCAAUUACAUUGGUCCCAGAGUUUAAGAACAACAAAGAAGCUUCAUUUGAUUAAAAACAACAACAAAGAUGGAAAGACACAUUACAUGAAACAUUACAUGAUGGAUAGAUGGUAAUAAUGGUGAAUUUGUCAUUUCAGGUCUGGUGAUCAUGCUUCUGAUGCUAGUGACUCUGAGACUGCAGAUAGCUGGGACAACAGUGAUCAGUUCAGUGAGUCUGAUGAUGGCAAUAGGAGUGAAGAAGAAAUAACUUUUGAAAAUAUAGAAGUCGAUCAAACAAGGUAA